AUGGCGGCUCAACAAUCGAAAUGGCAAUACUUCUUCCUCAGUUUCUUUGCAUUGCUCGCUAUGCGCUAUGCCAGCACUACGGCCGCUACUCCACAAGCGCCGCAAGAGAUUGUUCAGCCUGUCUGUCAGUCGGUUGACCAGCCAAAUCCUAUUGCGUCAAUAUACCCGAUGAACGCGACGGGAACAUUGAACGGCACAGUUUCGGUACUACCGAUAUCCCUGGAGCUUGCACGUCAGCUCAUUCCGUCGCAAUACCGCAUCUUGGAACAUGCAUACCGACAUCUCCUUCCUUCGUUUCCUGAAGGAAUGUAUCCAGCUGUACUCCAGGCAGUACACGAUCACGAAGUACAAGCUUUCGGGUACCAGAUACCCGAUUUUUCGCGUAGUGGCAUUGAAUUCCCCUUCCUGGAUCUACUAGGCGACAAUACGACAUCAUUCAAGUGGGCACCAUCACUUCUCAUGUCUGCCGAGAACGCAAUCGCUCUCAAAGGUGCGGCAGACUACGGAACCAAGACCUACCCCUCUUCUUUCGAGCCCGCCUGUGACGCGUACAGUGCUGUACCCGAUGCCAAGGAGCCAGGAACAACCUCGUUCAGCGCAAAGAGUUCUAAUUCUAGCGCUGCAUUCGUCAGCACGCGGUUGUCGUUGUCGACAGAGGAAGUCUACCCAAUUGGCUUCUUCAUGAACGUCACGAACCAAGUGACAUUUGCAGAUGGCAAGACGUGCGACAACAUGAUUCGUCUUUUCAAUACUAGCCUGACGACGAGUCCCAACACGAUCGAGACAGUCAAGGGUACCGUGAAAGCUAAGAUCUUUCCCUUUGACACCGAGAAGGAAUGGGAAUGCGCGCAUGGAAUCAGGCUAGACACGGCGUUUAUCGAGAACAACUACCUGCCUUGUGAGAACUUCCGGAAUUAUGGCGCUUAG
Molecule: messenger RNA, 927 nt
Organism: Alternaria postmessia
Lineage: Eukaryota; Fungi; Ascomycota; Dothideomycetes; Pleosporales; Pleosporaceae
Exons: 2
Coding region: 1-927 (308 amino acids)
Source: RefSeq, a predicted model, not a curated record